AUGCUUGCCCUGACGCAAAGUGUACAGGCGAUCGUACGGGACUACAACCAGUUUAAAACAUGGUAUCCGCGGUUCGGCUUCAUCUUCGACAGCAUUCUGCAUCAAAACUGUACGCGGGAAUACGAUAUCUAUCUCUACGGAACCGAGAGCAAUGUCAGCACUCCGUGGGACGCGGGAGGAGGAGAGUACUCAAGAUACACGCUGCCUGUCAUCCAGUGCCUCAUAGAGAAUUCCUCUGAGUUCACCAAAGCCAGCCUGUCCGUCUCACAGCUCGUCCUCGGCCUUGCACCCACCCUUCUCACCCUGGCCGGAGCCAGCUCGCUCGAGAUGUCGCUUCUCGCUGUCAUUGGCAAGCGACCGCUACUCACCACCAUCUUGGCCAUCGGGUCGCCCGCUAUCCACAUGAGCCGAGCCUUCGACGCAUACGAACCCAGCGAGGUCCUAGCGGCAGAGCGGGCCAGCCGGUACCGCCAGAACUGGGACACGUCCGCGUCCCGCCUGCGCCGCUACGGCGGCCGGUCAGUAGUGGCCUUUCAGUACGUCCUCGCCGCCGCGGCGGCAGCAAACGUCUCCAUCGUCAACUGGGAACUCGGCACCCAGGCAAUAAACAUGCUCACGCCCAGCUUUAUCUACUACCCGCUGGUGUGGACCUUUAUUGGACUUGCUGUGCAUCUUGUUGGCGCUGGAAUUCUCCAUAUCCGGGCCAGACGUCUGCCAGCCUCGGAAUGGAGCCUCCGGCACCAUAGCAUCAAACGCUAUUUCGCCCUCGAGUUCACCCUUUUGGGGAAGCAGGAAAACGGUGGGCCUGUCUGUAUUCAGUGGGCUGAUGAGUCGGUUCUUUUUCUGGCAGCUUCUUGGUUUCACUCGCUGCUCUGCCUUGUCCACCUUGUCUUUGGCACCAUCGUCUUCUCGGGAGUCAUGUUUAUUGCACCCGAGGAUGCAUUUUUUAUUCUUGUUCGCUACGCUGCCUCUUGCUUAAUCUGUAGGGUUAUCCUAGUCUUCGAAGUAGCCGGGCUGCGGGAAGCUUACAAUCGCCCCAACACAUGUUAA
This is a messenger RNA of Chaetomium fimeti, 1050 nucleotides long. RefSeq lists its product as uncharacterized. NCBI's taxonomy places the organism in Eukaryota, Fungi, Ascomycota, Sordariomycetes, Sordariales, Chaetomiaceae. Bases 1 to 1050 code for a protein of 349 amino acids. The transcript has a single exon. The record is from RefSeq and is a predicted model, not a curated record.